This is a messenger RNA of Plutella xylostella (diamondback moth), 627 nucleotides long. RefSeq lists its product as uncharacterized. Lineage: Eukaryota; Metazoa; Arthropoda; Insecta; Lepidoptera; Plutellidae. The record is from RefSeq and is a predicted model, not a curated record.
UUAAUAUGUAAUGGAUUCUAAAAUCAAUAGUAUCAAUACGGAUGAAGAAGCUGUUAAUAAGAAAGAAAAUGCCCAGCUUCCCCCAACUGUAUAACAACCUACGGGCGAAACUUUGUGAAAUUGAACCUGAACAAUAUCUAGAGCUAAAACAUUUAUUCACAAAAAGUAAGAAAAAAGUGAAGACGCAGGUUUUAUCAGAACCUCAACCAAGACCGCGCUACCCGAUUGAAAUCCAUUGGGUGCCAGAAAUUUUACAUUUUGAUAUCAAAGACAAACCGGUGCUUAGGAAACUGUUGAUCUGCAACCGCAGUGAACGUAUCAUCUAUCUACAGGUGUGUGGGAUACGGGGGACGACUGCUGGCAUGACCUGGUCCUGCUGCCCCCGUCGCAGGAUCCUGCUAGCACCUGGUCUUUAUGCCCAGAUCUUCAUUACAGCCACACCACGCCAACCCUCCACGCCCAGGGAAGAAUUCGCUACGUUAGAUAUAGCAGCUGGGCACAAAAGGGAUUUUGUCAUUGGAUACUUCACUAUUUGCAUGCAAAUUGAAUGUGCAUAAGUCUGAAAUUCGAAUUGAUGACACAUGUUAUGUAACAGAGAAUUUAUCAAUAAAGACACUGUGGAAGUUG